Messenger RNA from Tripterygium wilfordii, 2596 nucleotides. RefSeq lists its product as uncharacterized. The coding region runs from base 180 to 2036 and encodes 618 amino acids. The transcript has 3 exons. The record is from RefSeq and is a predicted model, not a curated record. NCBI's taxonomy places the organism in Eukaryota, Viridiplantae, Streptophyta, Magnoliopsida, Celastrales, Celastraceae.
GUAGUGCGAAACUACGAUCUCUUCGAAGUUCCAACUCCAACUUGUUCUUCUUCCUCCCGAGAUCAACAGAGACGGCAACUCAGAAUUCACACUCCGUUUUCAGAUCAAAGUGCAGAUGACCUUUCUGCUCAAGCAACCCUUGAUCAACUCCUAACCAUAGAAAGUAAACAAGGGAAGCAAUGGUGGGAUCACCCAAGAAACACUUGCUUCCUCUUACAAUCGUCUCCUUCCUUGCUCUCUUCUUUUUCUCCCACUACCAUUCCUCUCUCCCUCUCUCCUCUCCUCAUCAAGAUCCCACUUAUACCCGUCAAGAAAUCCAUUACUGGAAAUCUCCCACGCCCUUCGCUCUCCUUAUCAAAGUCCUCGCCUUCAACCGCCUCGAGUCUCUCUCCCGCUGCCUUCGCUCACUCGCGGCCGCCGAUUAUGGCGGAGACACAGUCCACCUCCACGUUUACAUUGAUCACUUUGAUGCUAGUAGAAAUUAUUCGAGGGAUUAUUUGGAACACAAACUGGAGGAGUCGCGCGAGAUUUUGGCGUUUGUGGAUGGAUUCGAGUGGAGGUUUGGGAACAAGGUUGUGCAUUACCGGAAUGGGAAUGUGGGGUUGCAGGCGCAGUGGCUGGAAGCGUGGUGGCCGAGCUCGGAGAACGAGUUCGCGUUUGUUGUGGAAGAUGAUUUGGAAGUUUCGUCACUGUUUUAUAAGUUUGUUAAGAGUUUGAUUCUCAAUUUUUACUACAAUUCAUCCAAUUUCAGUCCCUCCAUCUACGGGGUUUCGCUGCAGCGACCAAGGUUUGUCCCAGGGAAACAUGGAAACAAAAUACAUCUGGAUAGUGGAACACGACUUUUCCUGUAUCAGUUGGUGGGCACCUGGGGUCAGAUUCUCUUUCCAAAUCCUUGGAAGGAGUUUAGGUUGUGGUAUGACAAGCACAAGACAAAGGGCCUCAAGCCAUUUCUUGAUGGGAUGGUGACGACAGGAUGGUACAAAAAGAUGGGAGAGAGAAUUUGGACUCCUUGGUUCGUAAAAUUUACUCAUUCUCGUGGCUAUUUUAACAUCUAUACCAAUUUUGCGCAUGAGAGAGCACUCAGUGUCUCACACAGGGAUGCUGGCGUCAAUUAUGGGAAAACAGCUGGCCCAGAUUCCCAACUGCUGGACAAAAAUUCUCUGAACUUCAAUAUUCUUGAAAUGCAACCUUUGAGUAAUCUAAAGUGGUAUGAUUUCUGUUUCAGAGAAGUACUGCCAGGAAGAGUUGUUAGGACCUUGGAUGAACUCGGAUCUGUUCUUCCCUCGGUGCAGAAACAGGAAACCAUUCUCUUAGUGAGCUUCUAUGGAACAUCAGAGAUCAUCACAAGGAAUCUGAUCUGCCACUUUGAGAGAUUAAAUAUCAGAAACUACAUAUUAAUGGGCCCGCAAUCUGGCUUUCUAUUUGAUCUUGCAAGAAGAGGACAUCCUGUAAUUGAUGCAGACCAAUUUCUCAACAAUCUUAGAGGAAACAAAUUGACAAGAUUGCUAGGUUCGGAUGCAAAGGUCAAAGAGGUUUUAUUGAAGGCCUACAUUAUCAAGAAGUGUUUAGAACAUAAUUAUAAUUCCUGGUUAGUGGAUGGGAACAUCCUUGUCAGUAGUGAUCUGAUUCUUGGGCCCAAUGAUCCUGACCAUAAUUUCUACGCUGGGAAGCACUCAGAACUUUUUUAUGUCAGGAGCUCGUCUUCUGCUCAGAAAGUUUGGAAUGCUGAUUUUUUGUACAAUGUUGGAUCUAUGCUCAAUAAAGCUUCAUUUCCUGGAGAUGGCAGAAACCUUUUGUAUGCAGUGGAUAGUCUGUUGAAAAAGAAGGGUGUGAGGAUUGAGCCGCUUGAUGAGACCAGGUUUGGCAUGGAUAUAGGUACCAAUAACGUUAACCUAACUUCUUCGAAGUCAGAUGAGAAAAUGGUUUAUUGGUCUUCCAGUACGGGUUUUGAUUUAUUACAAAAGCAACUUGAAGAAUUAAGGAUGUGGGUUGUAGAUGGUGACUCCUCCUGCACUGCGGUUGUUUGUCAUCAGUGAUAGCAGCUGCGUUGCCCUUUCAUUGUACUUACAUUCAAGAAAGAACACUUAGUAUCCUUUCAUGUUCUUCUUUACUAAGGUGGGAAUCUCACCGCAGUGGUUGGUUCUCUAUUGAUAUGGAGCUACUAGGCGACACUGAGAGAGAGGCAUAUGUUGGAACUAUCUCUUGAAAACUACCGUUGCAUAAAAGUAUGCAUUCGUCUUCAUUUACUUGGCCAUUCUAAGAUUUGUGAGUCAUUGACCCCGUGGUGCGAAACAACUCUGGCAAUUUUGGACUUGGCAGAGGACUAGGAUACAGAGAUUUUGCCACUCUAGGCAACUUUUUCACAAGUAAAUUUUGGAUGUUCUUCGAGCAAUUCUACAAGUGAAGUGGGGUGGUGUACCAGCGAAGCAUGGGAAAACUUUUUAAGAUUCAAAAUAGUGCAGUAGUUUUCAAACUAUUUUUGCUCGAAUUAGGCUCCUGGAGAAAAAUCUGGUAAUAGCUUUAUUUGUGUUGAAUGUUGAUUGAUUCUAUAGAUUGUGUGCGAGGCAAAAAGAAUGGAAUCUGAUUUUGUUUUUCU